This is a messenger RNA of Perca fluviatilis (European perch), 10666 nucleotides long. It is a transcript of the gene shisa7a, whose product is annotated as protein shisa-7. The transcript has 6 exons. The record is from RefSeq and is a predicted model, not a curated record. Lineage: Eukaryota; Metazoa; Chordata; Actinopteri; Perciformes; Percidae. Bases 5213 to 7339 code for a protein of 708 amino acids. Gene Ontology annotation, biological process: regulation of AMPA receptor activity; regulation of short-term neuronal synaptic plasticity. Gene Ontology annotation, cellular component: postsynaptic membrane; postsynaptic density; AMPA glutamate receptor complex.
CAAACCAGUGAGUGAAAGUACACCCGGUAGAGCGUCAUCGGACCAUCUAAUGAAGCCUCUCCGUUAGCCUCUGCUGCAUGCCCACCCACCUGUGUAGAAAUCCAUUCAGUUGACUAUCAGGCCCUCCUUAGACACCUGGGGGCUCUACGUACACGCGUACAUUUUCCACAAGCCCCAUUUUGGAAAUUCUUACAUCUUUUCCCACUUGGUAUCCACCUCUAUUACAUCCUCCCCGAUUUGUGAAGCCAAUUUCCUUGCCGUUAUCUUAAAACAAACACUUUACAAUGCAUUUGGUUAAAUGAUGUUCAUGAGUCUGUUCAUAUGUAGGCCUAGUGUGUGUCAGGAUGAAUCAUAAUUAAAACAGUAGGCUAACCUAUAGCCAUUAGCACUGUAGACCCUGGUGAUACCCAGAAAACUAUAGCAUGCAUUCCUGUAUCACAGUGUAAUUUUAGUAUUUAUGAUUCAUCCUGUUGGCCUAAUGUGUGAUCACUAAUUCUAAUUUAUGUAAUACAAUCAUCAGUUAAAAUCUACCGAAACACUGUUCCAUUGGGCUGUUGAUAUGAGGAUCGUGAGAAGGCAGUUAGCCUGCUGUAUGUGACGGUGGCAUGAAGCUGAACGAGCCAACUUCAUCUCUUACAUAUAGCCUACACCAUACUGCAUCUCCUAUUGUACUCUUCCCUUUACGUUUGGUCUUCCAACUGCCCCCGCCUGUCUUAAACUUUAAGAAAUCUCUGAAUUACCAGUGCAGGUCCUGGUCUAAUUGACAGUUUCGUUCACACUCCAGUGUUACAGCUUUUGCGCCAAUCCUCUCCCCUUCCCCGUUUUCAUCGCUUUCAUAAUUGCCACCAACAUAAUGACACAGUUGCUGUGGCAACCCUCUCUCUCUCUCUCUCUCUCUCUCUCUCUCUCUCUCUCUCUCUCUCUCUCUCUCUCUCUCACACACACACACAGAAAACACACUUUUUGUAUCUCGGAGGUUAUCCGCUGAAUGUAGCCUACCUAAUUUAUAAGUUUCCCCCGUUAUUAGGCUAUAGUUCAACCCUGCGUUGUAUGUUUUUUAAAUAAAAGAACAGUAGGCCUAGCUGAAUUCCUGAGCGAUAUUUUCUCCGAGCCAGUAAAAUGGAGGUCUUCAGGGUCAUUCAAUCAAAUAUGCAAAUGAAAUGGAGGGGAAUAAAGAUGAACGCCACCAGUUGAAUGGGUCUAAUGACCAGCAGCGCCGAGCAGCGCAGAGUUGAGAGUCUCAUCAGCACCAGUCUGAGCGACCAAUCACAGCGCUCCCCCACUGGCGGACCUCCGUGAGGCCAGUCGCAGUUAGGCGGUGUAACCUAUCUCGCUUGGAAAUUAUGAAGGGAACCAGCUUCAGUCGAUUCCAGAUGGAGAAAAGUUAAAUUGGGUGAUUUUUUUUGGUGACGCGUUUGUCAUUUUUGAGCAGCUGAAUUACUGCGUGUUCUCCAGGAUAGUUGCACUGUAACUUGAGCUGUAAAACAAACGAAAUUUGCCGUUGUGUAUGGUUGAAUCGCCUUGUCACAUGCACUAUCAGAAAAUCUCAGAACAUCUCGUCGGGACCGACUCUCUCUCUCUCUCUCUCUCUCUCUCUCUCUCUCUCUCUCUCUCUCUCUCUCUCUCUUGCUCGCGUUUUUUUCCCUCUUUCUGCCGUGAUAAUGGAUUAUCAAUAGCCGGAUGGAGACACAUCAAGAACGAUUGAGAUAUGCAGCACUUGUGAAAAAAAGCAUUUAAAACAGGUGGCAGAUCCAGCAACAGUUCAAGCUGUCCUGAUCCUCCUCUGCCACAAUAACAGGCUGCCAUCUGAGAAACGCUGAGAUACAGUGCGCAGGCUCUCCAAGCGCUGUUCUCCAGCAUCAAACCCCAGAGCAACGCACAGGUAAGGCACGACAUUAUGCACCUUUUAUUAAUGCAACACCAAUGACCGAAUUACACGCACAACUAUUUGAUACCUUAAUUGUGUGUUUCUGUCUGUAUGAAAAUUGAGUUGGGCUUCUGUUUAGACGCAUCAGCUGUGCUGGAGGCUGUUAAACAAAACAUUUUGAUGAAAGCUGCGCCACGGAAACAUAUUUAGGCUUUAUGAUGGGCAGACAUGUUUUUCAUCACUUAAACACUUUAAUCGACAGCACAUUGCGACAUUAUGAACAUAUUGAUAUUAGGACCGACACAUCCAGCCGGACUACACACACACACACACACACACACACACACACACACCGGCACGGAUACACCCACGCACUCUUAGCCUACUGAUACAUGCAAGUCAUUUCCAUAACCCGCAUGCUUGUUCAUUGCAAGUUGAAACUUAUGAACCUUGUGAAGGAUGGAUUGAAUUCCGAAGAGUCGAUGUCCAAAAUGCAAAGCCACUGCGCAGCAUGUAUUUUACUGAUAAGACUGAAGCUGCUCCGCUGCUCUCUCUGUAGCCUAAUUAAAUGUAUUUUUCAUCAAUAUACCUUGUAUUAUGGUUUCCCCCUUCAUUAAUUCACAUUUCAGUGCGUUUUUGCAACAGCGUGUCUCAAGAAAAAAAGAGGCCAUUUUGUUUCAUUUCCAACAAACACCUGUUGAAAUUGUUGCAUGCCCAGCAUCUGCACAGCUGGUCAGCAUCUUGCAAUGAAAGUAAGGGGAGCCGUUUGGUUAAUUUGCUUUGUUACAAUUGCUUGCAAUAGAAGGAAUCUUUGGAAAAGGUUUGUUUUCCCGUCCACUGGCCACGUAACUCAAGAAUGCAUCCUUACAGUUCUGAAUGGGUUGCCCUUCACCCUUUAGUUCCCAUCCUCUCUCUUUCUCCCUCUCUACUGCAUUGCUUCAAUAGCACAGUAUAGAAAUACGUACAGGAAAACAUUUGCUCCUUUUGUAUGUUGAGUCCCUUUGCUGAAAAGAUGUGAUAUUAGACUUCAGGCUUUUGGGUGCAGGAGGACUGAAUUCAUUUAAAAUCUAAUUCAUUGUAAGAAAGCUGUAACUGCACAUUCAUUGGGGGAGUGGUUUGGACACAUUGGCCAGAAAAUCCUCAUGAAGUGAACAGAGUCAGAGCAGAAAAAAUAUGGUAAUGGUAGUUGAGUGGGGAGGCGUCAGUGUCAUCUUGUUGAGCAAGUGACGGGCAGAUGUGACUUUGAAAUCUGGUUUGGCUAAUGGGUGUAGAUUGGAUUCUGCCUCCCUUCUCUUUCACUGCCUCUUUCACUCACACAUAGACAGAGCUGCAGUGCUAUUCUGAGAGAGUUAGCUGCCUCAUCCCACGCACAGAAUCUGAGAAAGAGAGAAAGGCAGAACGAGGUAGAAAAGAGGAGAAGGAGGGAGCAAGAGACUGACUACAAGGAGGUUUACAGAAUGCCUACUACACUCUCACAUGCACACAAAGCCUUUUUUACAGUUGCACAUUCUCCCUUUUUAAUUGUUCUAACAGCAUGAUGUACAGUCUUGAUUAGCACUCUUCUCGUGUGUGGCAUUGACUGUAUUUGCAGAUCUGUUUGGCGGUGCUGUUUGUGUGAUGUGCUAUGUUGUAUUGCAGACACUCUGGCUGACACAUUCCAGGUUUGUCGCCGUGUAAACCCGAAGACAAUUCUGGAAAUCAAGCAGAACAUUAAGAAACGACAGAAGAACACUUUGGGAACAUUAGUCAGUGGGAGAACUGCUGCCUUUGUGUCUCUGUUUUUUCCUCAGCUGAACUCUCCUCAGAAGGUCAGAGGAGCAUGUAACUGAAACAAGUGGAGCUCUCAGUGAUUUCAGCAUUCUGUCUCCCCCAUCUGUGCCUACAUUCUCCGCUGCAGAUAGGGACGUUUCUGAUAAUUACAUAUAAUUAUAAUUUCUGUGGGAGACAGAUCUGCCUCUGUCUAUUAUUGCCAACACCUCCAACACAAUAACUUCACACAUUUACAUAUUUCUCAACAAAAGUGAUAUUCUUUGAACCUCAGAGACAAAUCAGGAAUAAUUUUACUUAGAGAGACAUGUCACAUGGAGACGCAAUGUGCCAUUCAGUUCAUAUCUAAUUAUUAGUGAUACGGUUGAAUAACACGGGUAACUUUUUGUGCCUAAAAGCUGAAUAGAAAGCAUUUAAAAUAUCUGUGACGUUUGCCUCAUUCUGCAGUGUGUUUUACAGGCUGGGAGUCGUUUCCUUGGUUUAUGCUUACUCCUAAUUUUCAGAUGUUACAGUCUUCUAGCACUUAAGCUGAGCCUCCCUCAUUAUCACCCCUCAGCCCAAUCACAGUAACAAUCCGUGCCAGCCAGGCGACUACGGAUGCACAUUAAUCCAACCAUAGAAAAGAUUGAGAUCAAGUACAGUGUAUCUAUAGAUGUGACGAGUUCAUGCCUAACAAGUUAAAAUGGAGUUAUGUCCCCACUCCAGAGAAACAUGGCAUCAUUAAUAGACAGUGUUCAUCAGUGGUGCAGUCUGUUAAUCCCAUUUGAUUGUUUACAAUGUUGAUACACACAAAAUAUAUGAAAAUAAAUAUAAAUUUCAUACUAAUUUCCAGAAAAGAAUUGCUCACAGCUUAAAUAAGUGCCACUUUUGAAUGUAUGUUGUGUCAGACUAAAAUAGUACAAAACAGAUUCAACAGUUUACAUUUGAUAAAUCACUGGCCAUAGACCAUAUUGUUGAAGUGCCAUGGUCAGCACAGGAAUGUAUAGGACUGCAGUAUUUUAUUGAAAAUCCAUGCUACUCAUUUUUACUGGCCUUUGUGUGUACAAAAAUGUAUUCCUUCCAGCAGCACGUCAGAUAUUUGUUAUUUUGUUAAGUGGGAAGUGUAGAACAAGGCAUUAAGGACUAAAAGCAUGAAGAUUGUUGUUUUCAAUUUGUCCUUUUUACAAAGCUGCAUCCAUUUUAGUGUUCUACUUGAGAGGAAAAAAGAUAAAGUCAUCACACAUUCAGAGUUCCUUUCUAGCAGUAAAUUAAAACCCCUUUAAUACCAUUAUCGAAAACUAUUGAAACAUAUUAACUGUUUUUAAUAGUGUUAGACCUUUUCAUCUGUAUUGUUCCUGACCGUUUCUAAUAUUACACCAUAUAAAUACUCAGCUUUUGACAAAACAAAAAAACAGGCUUCAAAUUUCAUCCUCCAACAUGACUGAAUGAAACUACUGAUACAUCAUCAAUAUCCAGUAGGUUAUACAUGCUACUUGAAUAUUUCACAUGACAUUUUAGUAGGUUAAACUGCAAAAGCGGAUACAGUGUUGCAACUGCAUUGACUCAACAACAGAAAAUAGAUCUCUUAGUCAUGUAAAAAUGACGCCCACCACCAAUCUCAGAGUCCUCGCUGUCUCCCUUCUCUCCCUCCUUACUGCCCCACUCACCACUGUUGUGGAGACCUCUCCGUCCCCCCCUCCUCAGCAAAUAGAGCGCUCAGUGAGGCCUUUUACUGAGCAGCCCAAGCCUGGCCCCAGCCCCCCUGUCCUGCUCCUCGCCAUGCAGUCCAAUAUCAGGCCAGCUGCUCUCCAAGGCAGGACCAAAACUCCUGAGAAACUUCCAGAAACUUCAGAGGGAGUUCUGGAGGCGCCGCCGAGAGCCCUUCCCCAGGUCAUGUUUCCCAAGAAUGUGACGUCAUCAGAUGCCCUCGCAUCUCCCUUAGCCGCCGCCCAGGUAGCGCCCAUUCGACCCCGCAUGAUAGACAUAUGGAUUGAUGUAUGUCGGGGUUACUAUGAUGUAAUGGGACACUUUGACAGCGCUUUCAACUGCUCCAAGGACACCUUCAUCUUUUGCUGUGGAACCUGCCACUACCGCUUCUGCUGCCCAGAGCGUAGCCGGCAACUGGAGCAGGACAGCUGUAAAAACUAUUACUCUCCAGACUGGGCCAAGCCACAGACAGACGCCAUGAUAUUACCAGAGGAAUUGGGUAAUGACCCAGACUUUGAUCCACUGAAGCAGCAGAGCCACAACACGGGCUUCGUCAUCGGAGGCGUGAUUGUGUUCAUGGUGGCUGUCGCCGUGGGCAUCAAGGUAGUCUUCAACAAGGUGCAACAGGAAGCCAACCAAAGGGACCUCAAUAUGCCCAGAGCCCUGGUUGACAUGUUGCGGCACCAGUCGAGCCCAGUCCAGCAGGAUGAGAGAAACAACAGCGUGGCUUUAGCUGUAGGGGAUGGACAGGGGACACUGGGGAGACCUCCGAAAAAUCUUUACGCCCCAGGACUGCCCAGCAAGGACAACAGAUUGGGCAAUUUGCAACACAAUUUCAUCCACUCUUCAGGCACCAGCCCCAAACACACCGCAACUAUCGAACGCACCCCUCGAAUGAACAAUGCUCAGCUGGCAGCUGGAGGCACCCUGCUUUCCAGUAAACACAACAACACCAAAUCCCAGCCUGCCUUUCACCACUCCCUGCACAACCUGGCUCAGCUGCCGCCCUCCUAUGAGAGUGCCACCAAGCCUGAGCUCAACAGAUACUCCUCACUCAAACGCCUCGAGAAAGGUCUUGAUGAGUACUCGUCUGGUUACUGCACCACCAAGCGCCGGCCUCACACAGCCCAGCCGGCCCUCCAGUCCUCUCAGCACCACCUCCACUGGGGUGGAGACUACACCCUCAGUGGGAGAGGAACCCUCCCCAGGCACGCAGUUCGUCCUUGGAUCCCGCCGCCGCCUUCUGGCAUGCCUGCCUCACCCACCCCAAAUCCUUACCCUCUGGAUCCCCCGGAGCCCCAGUACAACCCCAAUUACGACACUCUCUCCAAGCCAAGGAAAGUUAAAUCCACUGACCAGCUGCUCAACAUGGGUGACGUCCCUGGCAACACAGGGACACUGUCUAGGUUGUCCAAGAACCAGCAACACCAGUACUAUAAAGCCAUGGUUGCCUCCAAUAAGAACUCCAACACGCAGACCCUCACCAGGAAGACCCAGGACAGGCAAGACAGGCAGGAGAGGCAGGACAGGCAGGAACGGCAAGACAGACAGGAACGGCUGCUCAUGUCCCCGGAUCAUUUGGAGGAAAGGAUGGGGGUCGGCGGGAUGGGGGUUGUAGAUCCAUACGCCCACACAGGAGGGGUUGUCCCCACGCUGCCUCGCCAGCAGAAGGCCCAGUCCCAGCAGAACGUCUGCGCCACGCCCUCCCUCGACCGACACCACAUGAUCAAGAUGAACUCUCACCCCACUUCCGGACGAGAGCAGGAGAGGAACACGGCCAUGACAGGGCACAUGAGCGGGGGCAUGGGCUGGGCAGGGGAAGCUCCUGGGGCGGGGGUAGUCAUGGGAACAGGAACACUAGGGGGCCACAGUGCCAGGAGGAUGGCUUUUGCAGCGAAAAGGCAGAACACCAUUGAGCAGCUACAUUUCAUACCGGGAGGGGGCGGUGGGGGGUCAGCAGGAAGUGGAGGAGGGAGUCAGGGGAUCAGGACGGGGAGUAAAAAUGAGGUGACGGUGUGAGGUUUGUGCCUGAGUUUACCCCUCAUCAAAGGUAUGGGAUUAGAUCACCCUUCUGCAUAUAACUAUUAGAUAUACAAGAUUAGAUAUACAACUACAAUAAAUAAAACUAGAAGUAUAAAGUAUAGUAACAGUAUAACGUGUUUAGGCUAUUGAAAUUAGUGUAAUCUUGUAAUUAAAUAGCUUAAAUAUGAUUACUUAAUUAAAAAUCUAGGUGGGGAACCUGUUCCAAUUAUGUGAUAGCCUACAUCAGCCAUAUUUUGUAACACAAUUUGCCAUAUUGCCAUAUACAGCGGUGCCAUUACUUGUAGAAAGAGUGACUGGAAGGGUGAAAAAAACAACAACAGAAGUGUCGUUCAUAAUUUUGUUUUUAUAUAUGUUUUUCAAAAAGUACUCAGGAGCCAUAUUAGAUAGGGAAUAAAACGAUAUUAUAUAUAUAUAUAUAUAUAUAUAUAAUAUUGUUUAUCGUUUAUAUAUAUAUAUAAAAGGUCGAUGAAGAGGAGGACCGUGUGGAAUAUUGUAUCACAGAAUUUAAUAGAGAAUUGAGCCAACUACCUGUUGGACGGUCAACCUGCUCAGAUGUCGUUGACAAUUAUUUAUUAAACUGAACCUCAUGAGUGAGAAGCCCGGUGGACCAGAUGAGUGUGAAUGAACCGUGUGCCUGGUGAGGGAUUUUGGAGAUCUGACACUCAACCUCAUCCUGACACAGGGAGACAGAACUGUUUUUUGUUGCUUCCUAUGUAAUUGAGCGGACAAGGUGGAGGCUGUUUCUGACUGGGACGCAGCAGCCUGACACUCUUGGCAGGACUCCUGCGCCCGACUUAAACCGCGGACGUAUCCACAUCACCAAUCUGACGCCUGGGUUGCCUAGUUUUCCAUGUGACCUUAGAUCAAAUCCCCAGAGCGACUCACUCUCUGCUACACUACAGGAGUGUAAACGGAUGUUAGAUUACGUUAUGUUCCCAUCUAUAGAUCAGGACCUAACUGUAAAAACAAUGGGCUACCAAAUAAUAUAGAGCCAUCUGUCAUGUUAUUACAAAAAUAUCUUGACAUAAACAUAGACUAAUGAAGAGACGCAUGUGUUCAGUUUACCAAUUAAAAAGGCAACUUGCUUAAAUGCAGGCUGUGAAAGAAGAGCAAAGAUUUUUCUACAGAGCACAAAUGAAUAGACCGUGACGCAGAGGUUGCACUUACACAACUGUCCUUCAAAGCCAUUUAUGGAGAUACAAAGAAAAUACCACAGAGGAAGCUGGUCUGACAAUCACCAUUUUAUUAUUCUCACCAGAUGACAAGUGAUAACAAGCCAGUGAUAUUUUGUACAGUCAAAGAAUUGGCUUCAGAGCAAGCCAAAACAACAUCUCUGAGUCAGGGGAGAGGGCGACCUGAGGCCUUCUCCUGCGUGGCUCCAAAUGCCGUAAGAGACUCGGAUGUUUAGGAAGCCCUCCCCAUCCUCAAGACGAAGACCUUGCUGUAUCAUAACGCACUUAAGCCAGUAUGAGUAUAAAAAAGAUUAAAAAAAUAAAAAAAACAGAAAAGAUAAAAAAAAAUCUUCAUCAAUAACAACGCUUAUCAAUACUAAGGGCUAUCCUAUCCUAUAUACUGUAGUAUGUGAUAUCUGUGGUCCAUAUAAAAUACUAUCUCUUUCUCUUGAUUUUGUGUUGAUAUUGUCAUGAUGUAUUAAGUAUUAAUGUGUACAAAAAACAAGAGCAAUUUAAGCACAGUUCAAAGAGAAACACCGCGACAAAAACACUUUGCACAAAUCUUUCCCCUGAUAUUUGCACCAGAUACAAACCUACUUUGUAUCGUGUCCUCAAGGUUUACAUUCUGUACAAGCACGGCUGACAAUGUGACAAUGGAGGGUAUUGUAUUGAGAGAGGAUUAUUUUUAUCAACAUGAAAUCAGAGAUAAUUACGCAGAUCAGAAAAGGAACUUGUUUGUUUUUGUUCAGUCAUGUGAAAGGAUACAGAGAUGAAAUACUGAUAAACAGAAACACAGAAUUCAUUUGAACAAUCUUCCUAUACACAGUGCUAAAUGUAGUUGUUCUGAAUAUGAUGGAGUGUUAUUAUUAAUAAUUAUUAUAACUGUUAUGGUUAUUAUUAACAAUUAUCUUAUGAUGUGAUGUUCUUUUACUUGGUGGGAUUUAAGUGUUUAUUGUUUUUAGAUAACUAGCAUUCUCAUGACUAGUUGUUUUUUUUCAUACAUCUGGUCAUAAAUUCAAGUUUUUAAAAACAUUCCAAAUCUUGAUGCAUGCCAGCUCCAUUUCAUUGAGAGGCAGUUACAGUAUGCCUGGAUUUUAAGGUCAUCGAUGCCUAUAUGGCCAAUUUUCCAGCUGUAUGUACUGUGCCUAGACAUCGACCUUAUGACUUCUUGAUCUCAAGUGAUUACUUAGGUUUCCACUCGGGUACAAAAAUAUCUAUUGAAAAAAUCUGCAGCCUUCUUAACGUAUGUCUAGACGACAGUGUUGUGCAGGAUAGAUGUUUUUGGGACGGGCCAGAAGUUAUUAACCAGACUGGAGGCGGUCUGUUGUCUCCACUGCAGCAGCCUGACCCAAUAAUAUUAUGGGUUGUACACACUAAACCCAUGAUGCCAUAAUGUAUGUGUGUUUCAGAUGAAUGUUUAUUACAUAAGGUGGAGGAAAAACGGAGGUUUAAUGGAAAGCUCAAUGCUUUGAGUGUCUUUUUCAGGGAAAUAGGACAGGUGACAUACAGUAGUAUUAGAUUUUUUUAAUAGCGCCACAAAAGGUCUGUAGCAAAGUCUGUAAUAUCUCACAAGCCAUAUCCAUCAAAACUCAUCAUCACAAUUUUAUAAAUGGUUAAUCUAAUUUGUGCAAGUAUUGUAUUUUGUAUAGCUAGUACAAUCAGAAUAUUUUGAGUGAUCUCUUCGACAUUAAUUUGAGGAUUCAACAAAUUAUGUGUUAGUAUUUAAUGAAUUGUACAGUGCCAAACUCAUAACAUUUUGUUGUCUUUCUAUUGUCAUAGCCUCCUACAAAACUACAGUGGUUAUUUAUUUUAUUACAACUGAGAACAAACACACAGGCAAGUGAGCUAAAAAGCUAGUUAUCAGAAAGAAAUUAAUGAAUAUGGUGUGUGUUUUUACCAUUAUGAAUUUGUUUAGAGAGAGGAUGGCUAAUGGCCACCUGACUAAAGCAUUACUAACAGUAAAUUGUAUGGACAGGGACGCAGGGACGUUGUCCAGUAAUGAAAUUCAUGGAUUUAUUUUCAUGCCUAUAAAUUUCAAAACAACCCUUUUGUUAUUGUUCAAUGCAUUGAUCCCCUUGGAUACAACAGUGACUUACAAAGAAUUUGUAUAAUAAAGUUGGUGGAAAAAAUG